AAUGAAAGGACGGCAGAAAGAAUGAAGGAACUGAAGGAUAAAGUUCACGGUCUCAUUCACAAAGAGUCUGAUGACGACGAUGACUAUGAGGAUGCUGACUAUGACGAUGGUGACUUCGAACUUGCUGACGCUGGUAAGGAUUAUGACGAUGUUUUGGACUUUGGAGAGGACGAGGACGAGGACGAGGACGAAGGCAAACCAGAGAAAAAAUCUCUGAAUGAGAGAUUUAAGGAGUUUCAAAAGAAAACAGCACAGCAUUUCGCAGGACUUCAUGGUAAACUUAAAGGUUGAUGGCACGCUGCCAUAUAUCAGGGCACAAGAGGGAAAAGCCAUUCGUUAAUGGAAACUAACAAUUGUAGUUGAAUCAAUAAAGACAGUGAC
Haliotis rubra (blacklip abalone) is the source of this 381-nucleotide messenger RNA. RefSeq names its product trigger factor-like. The transcript has 5 exons. The coding region runs from base 22 to 291 and encodes 89 amino acids. The record is from RefSeq and is a predicted model, not a curated record. NCBI's taxonomy places the organism in Eukaryota, Metazoa, Mollusca, Gastropoda, Lepetellida, Haliotidae.